Molecule: messenger RNA, 624 nt
Organism: Bufo gargarizans (Asiatic toad)
Lineage: Eukaryota; Metazoa; Chordata; Amphibia; Anura; Bufonidae
Exons: 7
Coding region: 1-624 (207 amino acids)
Source: RefSeq, a predicted model, not a curated record
AUGGCGGCAGGACUCGUAGUUCUCUUUCUUGGGGUAUCUAUGCUGUGCCAUGCAACAGCUAAUGAACUGAAAUAUGAUGAAGCUUUAUUAACCGUGAACAAUCAUCUUCUUGAACCCAUAACUUUACUUUAUGUCUCAGAUUACUGCUAUAAGUGUCUUUUACAGCCACUUAUGACUCUUCCAGCUGCCCAAAGCCUCCAGCCUACAAACAAUACGAUCAUUAUCAGCACGGUGUUUGCACUGACUGUCCAUGUCUUGAGAGGAGGUGGAAAUCAGGAUCCAGUGUGCAGCUGGAAGCAGUUAUAUGAAGAACAUGGCCAUUACGUAAUUUCCAUUCAGUCGAAAAAUCGAACAAUGCAGUGCUACAACCUUGUGAGCAGAUCUCCCUCAAACUAUCUUUUGCCAUUGCUGGCUGCCGUUGUCUCUCUGCUGUGCGUUUGGGGAUUGUACUACUUUACAGCCUAUGUCUUCAGGUUGGCCUGCACUCAAAAGUUAUUAGAGGAGUUGAAAAAGAAGAUGGGCUGUAUGCUUAAAGAUGAAGAUGAUGUAUCUGUUAGCCAAAGACAAAAUACUGAAGUUCCCAAACACAGGCGGUUGCUUUCUCUGGAUACAUUUAGGGGGUAA